ACACGUCUCACAGACUUGGGUUUCUCUGGCCGGUGCUGGCCUCACGAUGCUCGCUGGCUUCGUCCUUCUGCUCGUCCUCACAGCUGUGGACGGGGAGAAAGUGUGUAGUCAUCAGGAUGUUUUAAACCACCUGAACUUGACCAGACACAACGAGCUGUACUCCCUGACCCGGCCUGUCUUGGACUUCCGACAGCCCACAAACGUCACCCUGGACAUUUUGUUGUAUGCCAUUCUUGAAGUGGUAAAGAAUGACCAGACAUUUGUUCCUUACUUCUGGAAGUUCAUGCGCUGGGACAAUCAAUACAUUUCAUGGAAUCAGAGUGACUUUUGUGGUAUUGAAAAAAUUUAUGUUCCUACUGAAAUGUUAUGGAAGCCAGAUUUCACCAUCGAAGAGAUGAUAGCAAAGGACAGAGCCCCUCCAAGUCCUCUCCUCACUAUCUUCAGUAACGGUACAGUUCUUGUUCAGAACGACCAGGUGCUGAUCAUCACCUGCAGGAUGCACGUUCACAAAUUCCCCUUCGACACUCAGAGCUGCAACAUCUCGUUCAAGUCUUUCAUUCACUCCGUUGAGGAAAUGAAGGUUUUUUGCAGCACCAGCUCCAAAGAGGUGACGAAGGAGUCCCGCGAAUUGAUGCGGACCCAGUACGAGUGGCUGUUCCAGAACAUGACAGUCACCAGCAAAAUUGUCAACACGUUUGGCUUUGAUCAAGACCUGAUCAUUUUCACCAUUUACAUGAAGAGGAGGUCCAUCCUCUACAUUGUGAACUUCUUGCUGCCCAUCCUGUUCUUCUUGUGUCUGGACUUGGCCUCGUUCCUGAUCUCGGACGGCGGGGGCGAGAAGCUGAGCUUCAAGGUCACUGUGCUGCUCGCCAUCACCGUGCUACAACUUAUUCUGAAUGAUAUCCUGCCGUCCUCGUCCAACAGGAUCCCGCUCAUAGCCGUCUACUGCAUCGGGGUCUUUACUCUGAUGCUGCUCAGUCUCCUGGAGACGAUUUUGGUGAUGUAUCUGAUUCGGAGGGACUUAGCACCCCAAGACAGUGAGACGGACGAAGGCCGAAGUCCGAGGGAGGACAAGCAGGGCCGAAACAACUUCCACCAAUGCGGAGGAGAGGAGAAGACGUGGAAUGACAGCGUGUGCGUCUGGGAUGUGUUCGCUGAUGAAACACCAGCUGAACGACUGCAGACGAGCGGCAGCCAACUGACGGAGGAGUCGCAGGGCUUGGAGAAGCUCUCGGAGGAUCUGAGGGUGGCGGUGAAAACACUGAGGCUGCUCCUCAACAGCAGGACGGAAGACGGAAAACCCGGCUACUGGGCCAGAAAGACAAAAAUCAUCAACAAAUGUUUUUUCGUUUGUUACGCCGUGGCUGCCAGUCUGUUUCUACUCCUCCUGUUCUUAAACUGGAACUAACAGCAUGAGUCACAGCGCCGCAUCAUGACGCAUAUGAUCAGAAUCACAUUGCUGUUAUUCAUUCAUUCAUUCAUUCAUCGUCUACCGCUUUAUCCAUUUAAGGGU
This is a messenger RNA of Scophthalmus maximus (turbot), 1513 nucleotides long. Its product is annotated as 5-hydroxytryptamine receptor 3A-like. Gene Ontology annotation, molecular function: neurotransmitter receptor activity; transmembrane signaling receptor activity; extracellular ligand-gated monoatomic ion channel activity. Gene Ontology annotation, cellular component: synapse; neuron projection; membrane. NCBI's taxonomy places the organism in Eukaryota, Metazoa, Chordata, Actinopteri, Pleuronectiformes, Scophthalmidae. The transcript is spliced from 10 exons. Gene Ontology annotation, biological process: chemical synaptic transmission; monoatomic ion transmembrane transport; signal transduction. The record is from RefSeq and is a predicted model, not a curated record. The coding region runs from base 47 to 1408 and encodes 453 amino acids.